AUGGAUAAGACUUCUAUUGAUCGAGAACUAUUACAUUCUACCCGUACUACAUCUUUAAUAAAUACAAGUGAUCUUACAGAUAUUAAUGAUGCUUCAUACGACAAAGAUAUGAAAUAUUCGCAAAAUGAAUCAUCCAAUCAAUUGUCUCAAUCUGCCGUAACUUCUAUUUUCACAUCAUGGCAAUUUAUCUUUAACGAACUUAUUGCACAAAAUCGUAGAUUGGAUGAAAAAAUAGAUCAACUAGAAAAAACAUGUCAUCAGAAUCCAAACAAUCAAAAUGAACGAUUAAACAUAGCAGAAAAACAAAUGAAAGACUUACACAUUGAAAAUAAUCAAUUAAAAAAUCAAUUCGAUAACCAUAUGAAGCAAUGUAAUACAUAUUCAAAUAAUAAUCAAGUUUCUGAAGAACACGACAAUCAAGCACGUCUUAAUAAACUAGAGGAAACUAAUAACCAUCUUAAUACAUGUAUCGUUCAAUUAAAUAUUCGAUUAAAUAACAAUGAAAUUCAAACAAGUAAAUUCGACAAAGAGAAUAAAGAACUAAAAGAAAAAAUGAAAUUAUUACAAGAACAGAGUCGACAACAGCUUGAAAACUCACAGGAAUUUAUUGAUCUAUGUCUUACACAGUUGAAUGAUCAAGCGAAAACAAUUGGAGAAUUGGAAAAAAGAAUGAAAAAACUUGAUAAACAAAUUGUUAAUGAUGUGUAUACAUCAGAAACAAAACAGAUAUUGAAAACAAUUUCUUGUGUUGCUGACUUUGUGGAUAAUGAUCCAAAUCACAAGCUUAAUAAUUCAACAAUAAUUAACAGUCAAACUGUAUACGAUGAUCGAGAGCCAUCCGAUGUUACAAUACAAAUAAAUCGUAACGAAAUAUCAAAUGAUGAAAGUUUUUAUAUGAGCAAUUCAAUGAUCAGCGAUGGACAAAAACAAGAGACUGUUAUUCCAGAUAAAAUUGAAAGAGUAUUGCAGACAAUUCAACAAUAUAAUGAUCGUUCAUUAAUGGAUUUAAGAAGACAAGAAUUAACAGAUCAAGAUAUGAAAAUUGUUGUUCAAAAUAUUCAGAUUAAUACUCAAUGCGAACGACUUUGGUUAGAUUAUAAUAAAAUUACAUCAAUUGGUCUUUCGAUUUUAGCUAAUGGAUUGAAUAAUAAUAAUAAUACAUUACAACAAUUAUCUCUUUCUAAUAAUAAUAUAUCUGAUGAUGGUAUUCAUUCUCUUGUUAAGUCACUUUCAACACAUAAUCAUAGUCUUAAGGAAUUACAUCUUGGACAUAAUAAAAUUACAGAUGAAGGAAUCAAAUAUCUUGCUGAAAUGCUUAAAACAAAUCAAACUUUAACUCAUCUUUAUCUUCAAAAAAAUGAUAUAACUGAUAAUGGUAUUCGAAUAUUAGCCGAUGUUAUCGAAAAAUACAACUCAACUAUAGAAAGUUUAUCUUUAUAUUCAAACAAAUUAUUAUCGGAUUUAAGUGUGCAUUUUCUUCUUCAAAUGAUUAGAAAUCAUCGAUCGUUAAAGAAAAUUUAUGUUUAUGAUUGUAAUCUAUCUCAAACAGGCAAAAAUAGACUUCUAAGCGCACAACAAUCAAAGCAAAAUUUUAAAGUCUAUGUGAACAGCUUGAAUGAUUGA
This is a messenger RNA of Adineta steineri, 1623 nucleotides long. Lineage: Eukaryota; Metazoa; Rotifera; Eurotatoria; Adinetida; Adinetidae. The record is from the annotation of a GenBank genome assembly.